AUGGACCCUAAGAACAACCUUCAGGAUGUGUUACGGUGUCAUCUCUUUGAGACCCCGGGCCCCCCUAUGUACUGUGUCAUUUGUAACAAAUAUCUGUGUAAAACCUGUGAGAAGGACCAUCUUUCUGAUCUAUCCAAAGAACACAAAGUGCUGUCAUUUAAAAAGAGAGGAUAUACUCCAAAGUGUCAAAAACAUUCCUCAAAAAUAUGUGAACUUUACUGUCAACAAUGCGACAUUCCUAUUUGUGGCACAUGUAUUUCCUCUGAAGAACACAGCGGCCAUAUAUCUAUUGAAAUAACUAAAACCAUGGACAACAAGAAAGAAAUCAUUCGAAAAAUUUUACAGGAACUAGAAAAAUCCAUUUAUCUUAAAUAUAAAGAUAUUUUAUCCAUUAUCCAUGUCCAGAAAUCUGCUCUGAACGAAAACUCUCAGAAAUUGACAACAGAAAUCGACAAACAUGGAGAAGUCUGGCACAGAGAAAUAAACACCAUUAUUAGAAACAUGAAAUCUAACGUGGAGGAAAUGGACAGCAAACACUUGGCUAAGAUCAACAAAGAACAGCUUUAUCAACAGUUUGGUUCUCUGUCAGCAUUAUCUAUCAAAACAGAAGAACAUGGUUUCAUCAUGGAAUCUCCCAGUGCUGAGUCCUGUCCCCCGGACAGACCGCUCAUUGAUGUACCACGGAUCGUCACACAGAUAGACACCGACUAUGGAGUAUUAAACAGUGUGUCCUGUCUGAGUGAUGAGGAGAUGUGGACGUGUGGUCAGGACAAAAUCAUAAGAAUGUACAACCUUAGUGGGAAACUAGUGAAGUCAGUCAAAACCAAGUCAGAGAACUAUCCAUACGACAUAGCAGUGACAAGGAGUGGGCAUCUAGUUUAUACUGAUUACAAAGAUAGAACUGUGAACAUAGUGAAGAAUACACAGAUACAGACAGUGAUCAGUCUACAGGGUUGGAGACCUCUCGGUGUCUGUAGUACCUCCUAUGGUGACCUCCUAGUUGUCAUGGACAGUGAUGAUGAUAAACAAACAAAAGUUGUGUGUUAUUCUGGCUCCACAGAGAAACAAAGUAUUCAGUACAAUGACAAAGGACGACCUCUCUAUUCAUCUGGUGAAUAUAAAUACAUCAGUGAGAACAGGAACCUAGAUAUAUGUGUGUCAGACUCUGACGCCAGUGCAGUAGUGGUGGUCAAUCAGGCCGGGAAACUCCGGUUUACCUACACUGGUCCUCCUUCUACUACCAAGGAAUCAUUCUAUCCAUUUGGCAUCACAACAGACAGCCAGGGUCGGAUCCUGACAGCUGACGGUUACAACCAGCGUAUCCACAUCCUGGAUCAGGACGGACAGUUCCUCCGCUACAUUGACAACUGUCAUUUACGGUUUCUAUGGAGUUUAUGUGUGGACACCAGAGACAACCUCUUUGUGCCUGAGUGGUACACAGGUAAAGUGAAGAAAAUACAAUACAUGUAACAUGUGCUAUAUAUUUUACUACUGUAGUACAUGAAUGUGUCUAUAGAUUACACACACCUGUGUAAAUAAAACUUUGUUAAAGUACCGUAUAUUUCAUUUAAAUUAAAAAAAAUUAUCACGUACAUGCAUAACCUAACACACUGUUUAGUUUUAUAUCAUUGCAGCUCAUUUAUGCAUUGUAGUGUAUGUGUACAUGUGUUACAUUGUCAAUUGAGUAUAUAUACAUGUAUUGUUU
Molecule: messenger RNA, 1705 nt
Organism: Magallana angulata
Lineage: Eukaryota; Metazoa; Mollusca; Bivalvia; Ostreida; Ostreidae
Product: E3 ubiquitin-protein ligase TRIM71-like
Exons: 2
Coding region: 1-1470 (489 amino acids)
Biological process (GO): positive regulation of DNA-templated transcription
Cellular component (GO): chromatin; nucleoplasm
Molecular function (GO): protein binding; ubiquitin-protein transferase activity; zinc ion binding
Source: RefSeq, a predicted model, not a curated record